AUGGACAAGAGAGUGCUAUUGAUCUUUGCAUUACUAGCUUUGCUUGGAUUGGCACAAUGCGAUGGUACUUACAAAGAACCGCCUUCAGAGAUAGACGAAUCCAAACAUCGAGAUCUAAAAUGCAAGCCCGGUAGGACAGUAAUUAGAAUAGAGCAACCCUCAAACAAAACCUAUUAUUCUGAUGAAGAAUAUGAAGAAGUAAGACGAACACACAUGAAUACAGGCGUAAAAGAUGAGACCUGCCAGAUUUGUGUGUGUUCCGCUGAAGGGAAAGACGAGUACUGCUCUCAAAGACCAGCUAAAAAUAUAAAUGAAUGCAUUCGACUAGCUCUAAUAAGAGAAGAUAUGGCUAAAGGGCUGCCGUACGCUCAUGACAGAACUUUGGCUUAUCGGAUUAGGCGAGUUGGAGACAAAGCAGAUGAGGAUAAGUGUGUACCGUUUGUGUCACAAUACUCGGACUGUUCAGAUGAAAACAUGUGUGGUGGUUGCAUAAGAUGCAGCUGUACUGCCGAAGGAAAGUGGUCCUGCCAGGAGGUCUUUGAGUGUAAUGAUGUAGAUGAUAAUGAUGAUAAAAGCAAUACCAUCACUGACACGGUCAACGUAUUGUUUUCAGAAGUAAAAGAAAGACAGAGGAAGAUGAAGGAAAAACGAAAAUUACACCAAUUUGCUCCUCCGCCGCCGAAAUCUGAAUUUGAUUCUCUGAUAGUUCCAGAUGAGUUUCCUUAUGAAGAAACAUUUGAAAAAUUCAUGGAUAGAAACGAGCGAUUUAAAAGAUCCAUAGAUACGGUUUCUGUGAAAAGUGUAGAAAAUGAGACUAUCAAAUUUCAUAACACAGUGGAUGAAAUAAACGAAGAUACAUUAAGAAACUCAAAUAAAUCUGGGACAAUUGAGGCAAGGAAAGUAAAUGGGAUAGAGUUAUCGACAAGGAGGAAAAAUGUCGGUUAUGAUAAAACUGAGUUAAGCUCAUUGCAUAUUGAAUAUAAUCAACCCCAAGAUUAUGAACAUCACAUCGCUGAAAAUAAAAUUGAUUCACCUCCUCAUAGCAAUGAUAAAUCAAACUUAAGUAACAAAGAGCAAAUACGUAACAUAAUGGGAAAUUAUUCACAAGCCACAAAAGAUCAAAAUUUGUCAAAGAUAGUAGUAAAUGAAUUAAAGAAGGGCAAAGAAAUAAUUGGCGAUAAAAAUGCUAUUCCAAUGUCUAAUAUAACAUUUACUCCAGAAAAUGAUACCCUGACGGCGAUGGCAUUCAUAGCUGGAAAUUUACUAAAUAAACUUUGGAAUAUGGAUAAAGAUUCAAGCGAGUCUUUUGAAUCUGAUUCAUUGAAACACCAAAAAAUAAAUGAUCUCCUUGAAUUGUUUAAAGAACCACUAAAUGCGAGACAAGAAUUGUUUCUGAAAAAUGCACUAGAAAAGCUGUCUCAUUCUCUUAAUAAAAAUAAAAAUUUGCGUAAUAUUACUAUAUGUGAAACUCUGGAGACUGAUGAUUUAGAAAAUAAGUCAAGUAACAACAUUUUUGAUGUCAACAAAAAGUGCAACAAAAGUACAACAAGCAAGUCUACAGAAAAUAAUUUCAACAAACCAAAAAAGACUGAUUCAAAAACUAUAGAUCAUUCCGAUGUAGCAGAAAAGUUAACAGAUGUUUUAAAUUUAAUAAAAAAAUUCGAAAACACACAGAGAGCCCUGAACAAUUUGAGAGAAAAGGUAGAUUCAGCGUCAAAGCAAUCUUCAGAUGAGAAUUUAUCAGAUAACAAUAAUACUAAGUUUAAUUUAUUCGGAAAAGUUUUAGAAAAGGUAACGAAACUAUUAUUACCUUACAGGCACUCUAAAAGAAUGAUUAACAAAAUUAAUAAACUUCAUCAACUGAAAGAUAGACAACAGUUAAAGGGCCAACUAUUCAGUAGUUUAUCAAUCUCUGCUAAAGAUAAAAUUAUUUUAGAUUACUUAAAUCAUAUAAAAAAUAAUCCCAACUGCUUACUUAGCAAAAUAGCUGCUAAUUCAGAAAUUUUUGAAGAAAAUCUAGUAGGCAUUAAAGGAAACGUAAUCGAAAGUAUUACUAAGUUGCUUAGUGGUAAAUCUUUAAUUGAUAUAGAAAAACUAAUUGUACCUCAAAAGACUACUGCAUCAACUACCAUGAAGCCUACAACUACUAAAGGUUUUCAGCUACUAAGAAAAUCAAAAGAACUAGAACCCGUAAAACUUGCUUCAGCUAAAGAAAGGCUUAAAACCCACCUACAAUCCAUUAUUUAUGAUUUAGCUGAACUACAGAAUGAACGUGGAAAUCAUGGAAGGGAAAUAAAUAUUACAGACAUCUUACCAUGCAUAAGUCAUUUAAUUAGUGACAAUAAUAAAAAUAAAGAAUCUUUAGAGAUGUCUCCAACUAAGAAGGACGAUGGUUUGCCCAUAGAUAACAUUGAAAAGUUAAUAGAUGCAUUACAAAUAGAGUUUAGAUCUAAUUCGUUAACAAGAAGAAGUGACCUGGGAGAGCGAUCAACAUCAGCUAGAGUUUGGGAGCGUAUAUUAAAAAACAUGGAUUUUAAAAGAAUUAAAUCACGUAGAUUUCUGCUGGAUAAAUCUAAAUCUUACAGUGAUUUAAAGAAAACAAUAGAAAACAUCGAAAAACUAAGUGGUACAUAUAAAAACUAUGCGUUGCUAUCUGUUAUACCCGCCUAUAAAAAAAGAAUGUUGUUAAAAACCUUGCAAGCAGAUGUAACACGGCAUAGUAAUGUGUUAACUCAAAUAGAAAGUUCAUUUAGUAGUUUGAAACAUAUAUCUUCUGAAAAUUUAAAAGAUGUUGUAGAAUUUAUAGAUAAUACAGAAACGAAUAUAAAGUUAAGCAACAACGUACUUAGAAAUUUAAAUAAAACAGACAAUAAGAUGGCAAAGCCACUUCCAAAAUUGUUAGAAUUGAAAUCAGAAAGAACGCCUCUAAUACAAAAUAAUUACAUUAAACAGCAAACAAAUAGAAAUAUAAAGUUAACUAGAGAACAGAUAAUGAAUCAACUAAUGCUUAACCGUAUUCAGCUGUAUCUAAAAAUGAAAGAAGAAGAAGGGAUCAACGAGAAUGAUCUUAAUUAUAACAUUGGAAAACGAGCUUUGAUAGCAUUACGUAACGGUAAUAGUAGACUUGCGAAGGAGCUAUAUCAAAUCUUAGUAGAAAGCAAAUUGGUCAGAAAUGUACCACAGACAAGACGAAUGCGUAAGUAA
Molecule: messenger RNA, 3204 nt
Organism: Pieris macdunnoughi
Lineage: Eukaryota; Metazoa; Arthropoda; Insecta; Lepidoptera; Pieridae
Source: the annotation of a GenBank genome assembly